CUCAGCUCAAGGACGCACGACCUGCGGUAAAGGUCCUCCUGCUCCUCCCCCUCCUCUCACCCCCCCUUGGCUGGGGGGCGCCGCGCCAUGUGUCGCGGCACGGGCGCCGUCGCGCUGGCGGAGGCGCUGCACGCCGUCGUCGCGGCGCCUGUGCGGUCGGCGCGGGCGGUUGAGCUCGCUGCUAGGGGCGGCUGCGGCCCGCUGGAGACGGCGUGGCCCUGGGCUGGCCGCCCUCGCGGCCGGCACUUGUGGGUGGCGUUCGCAGAUGCGCAGCCCGCGAGUUCUGGCGAGGCCGCGCCCGAAGGCGCGUCCGCCGCGCCUGGCAGUGCCGCCGCCGCGAGGGUGGGCGGCUCCAAGGGCAGUGGCGCCGCAGGGGCUGACGCGGGGGACGGCGGCGGCGACGACGACGACGCGGACGACGAGGACGCCGACGAGGGCGCGGACCAGGACGACGCGACCGCGAGCCAGGCCGUCGCAGUGGCCAAGCAGGUCGUGGAGGCCUCGAAGAAGGUCGACGCGGAGUCCUCCGCGUCCGGGGCCCGGCUCUCCGAG
Messenger RNA from Prorocentrum cordatum, 552 nucleotides. The record is from the annotation of a GenBank genome assembly. Lineage: Eukaryota; Dinophyceae; Prorocentrales; Prorocentraceae.